CUCCAAGCUCGUCCCAUCGCACUAUCUGUGGUCGACACGGAUCACUAUGGGCUCUAUGCAGACGAAGAAUGGAAGUCGUCCAUACCAGUCGGUGGUGGCUUUCUCCAAACCUCGACCUCAGACUCCGGAGAGAAGAACUUCGCUGCCAUGUCCCUCUAUCACCAGCUACACUGUCUGAACCAUCUCAGCCAAGCCAUUGCCUUCGGGCAGAAUGUCUCUGGACCAGAAACGCACCAUGCUGGGCACUGCCUCGGAUAUCUGCGCCAAAUGAUUUUAUGCCAUUCUGACAUCACCCUCGAGCCAGUUGGGUGGAUCGAAGAUUUCGACGGUAGUAUUGUAAAGGGUGCGACGGGAAUAGGCGUCACUCAUGAGUGCCGGGAUUGGACGCAAGUUAGGGCAUCGUCGAGGAUCACUAUGAGGGCUGGAAAUGGGUCGCGUGAGGGUCUGUAG
This is a messenger RNA of Laetiporus sulphureus 93-53, 450 nucleotides long. RefSeq lists its product as uncharacterized. The transcript has a single exon. The annotation marks the transcript as partial. Lineage: Eukaryota; Fungi; Basidiomycota; Agaricomycetes; Polyporales; Laetiporaceae. The record is from RefSeq and is a predicted model, not a curated record. Gene Ontology annotation, biological process: mycotoxin biosynthetic process.